ACAUUUCUGCUGUUCUUAAUGGUAGUUUUUUUGCAUUUUCAAGUUUCAACUUUCAAAACAUUUGUUAGUUUUUAACAAUAAACUAAUAAUAAAAAGAUUUGCUCUGACUUCUCUCUUCCAUGGAAACGUCCCCAAAUCCAAGACCAUCUGCUCAAGAAAACGAUCUCUUGUGUAGAUCAAUCAAGAGAAUUAAAGGUGAUGAAUACCCUCCAAUUGCAGAGGAGUACCAGAUGGUUGAGCCUGCGGCACAAUCACUUUCCUACAGAGAUCUAGUUAUGAGAUCGGAACCGCCAAUUGAAAUUAGCUGUGAUGUAUCCUCUAAUCUGGGUUAUCUAGAGGAAGAAUCUGACAUGGAAGAUGAUGGUUCUAUACCUACUCUUCUCAUUUCUAAAGAAGAGAAAAGGCGAAUCCGCUCUCCGUGGGUGAAUUCCAUAAUUAUCAAAGCUUUUGGUACUGAUGCUGCUGGGUAUAACUUCAUCUACCCAAGAAUUAAGGCACAGUGGAAACCCAAAGGCCGUAUGGACUGCAUCGAUUUGGGGUUGGAUUUCUUCCUCAUUCGGUUCCAAGAGCGAGAGGACCACCUGAGGGUUCUUAGUGGGGGUCCCUGGUUUGUUGGGCCUUUUUAUUUAACAAUACGUCAAUGGGAACCUUCCUUUAACCCUGAGACAGCUGCUUUCACUACCACAGCUAUCUGGGCAAGGCUUCCCCGACUACCAAUUGAGUACUAUGAUACCAAGAUUCUUGAAAGAAUUGGUAAUCUUUUAGGCACUCCUCUUCGAAUUGAUGCGCAUACGGUUCACAAAUCAAGAGGUCAGUAUGCAAGAAUCUGUAUUCAGGUGGAUUUAGAUGAGCCUCUGAUUCCAUGCAUUAAAAUUGGCAAUCAUGUCCAAAAAAUUCUCUACGAAGGUCCGGUUGCUUUAUGUUUUGCCUGUGGGUGUGUGGGUCAUAAAGAAAAUAAAUGUCCCCUUAAAGUUCCCCCUCUUGCUGAUCCUGUUCCUAUGGAAAGGGAAAAUAAUAGUCAAUCGCAAUCUGGUGUGAUAGCUACUGAUCAAGAAUUGGAAAAUAAAGACCAAAAUUCUUUUGGACCAUGGAUGGUGGUCGAAAGGAAGAAAGGUAAAAAGAAGUUGAACAACAAGAAUUCUCAGCUCUCAUUACAAAAUGAGAAACAGGACUCUACCCAGAGAACCAACUCAGUGAGCGAACUCGGAAACCAUUGGAAAGAACGUAAGCAUGUGGGUCCCAAAACCAACGGGUCUGGUGCAGGAGCAUUAAAUGACCAUACCGUUUAUCAAAAUGGCACUCGGGAACCGGUCCAAAACUCUAGUAUCUCUUCAGAAGUUGGGCCUGUUCGUAAAGGGUCCAUGGUAAGUUUGGAUGUUGAGAUUACAGCCCAUACUGAUCCUAACUCUUCUUUGGUGCAGGUCAAACAAAAAGGUCGUAAAGAUAAGGUCUCUAAUAAGGAUAAGAUUACAUCUAAUGCCAAAGAAACACGUGGUAAGAUCAUUUCACGAACAGAGCAAAAAGAAAGCUCUGAGAAUGGCCAGAACCUACAAGUUGAAUCGCCCUCCUCCGAUCGAAAUGUGGGUCAUGGAUCCGAGGUCUUUCGGGAUGUUGAGCCGAGUGUGGGACAUCUUGCUGGUCAAAGAGGACAACAAAGUCCUCCCAAUGGAGAAGGCACUGUCACUUAUACUAGAAAGGGACUCCAGUCCAGUCGAAGGGUGGGAUCGGGACACAAUUAUAAGGAAAUGGACCAGCCCCAUUGUGUUUCAAAAGGGGGUAGAUCUCACUCCUUACCUUCCCCCUCCGAUAGAGUGGGUUCCUCUUUCGCCUCAUCUCCAAGCUCCGGAUAUGUGCAUAAUAACGAGUGCACAAUGGAACUCGAUGGGGGAUCAGACGGGGUGGGACAUAUGGGAGGAUCAAAUCUCACCUCAAAUCACAUCCAUUCCCCAGAAUUGCCCAUUUUUGAACAAGAUCUCGAUGAUGGGAUGCAUGAAGACAGUCCACCUGAUUGUCCGAAAGGAGGAGGUUCCAUGUUCCAUGGGGGAUCGGUUCAUGCAGAUCAUACUCCUUUUUUACUUUCCAAAGGUGAACAUGCUAAUCAAGAGUUGUCAGACGGGGGCCGUCCAGUGGAUACAAGAACUGGGCAGAUGGGUCAUGAACUCUUUCAGGCUGUUGAAGUUGCUCAAAGUCUCGGAUAUCCCAAGUGGGAGAUCGUCGACGCUGAUGGUUUUGCUGGAGGCAUUUGGUUGCUUUGGGAUGAUACUCGCUUUACCAUUGACAUUCUGAACAAAGGGUCUCAAGCUAUCCACGGCUUGGUUCAGGAUCGUUAUACUACUUCUCUUUCCCAGUCUCAGCAUGAUUCUUUUGAUUGUAUCACUAGUGGCCCUAGAAUUGAUGACAGUAAGUGGGGAAGUCUUUCUUCUCUUCCUACUGAUACUGAAAUUUGGGCUACUAUUAAGUCUAUGGGGCCUUGGAAAGCCCUAGGCCCGGAUGGCCUCCAUGUUGCUUUUUUCCAGCAAUUCUGGGAUUUAAUUAAGGAUAAAUUAUGUCAUGAAAUUAGAUUAGUUUUUUCCAUGGGUAUUAUCUCGGAAGCUUGGAAUGCUAGCCUUAUUGCUCUUGUUCCCAAAGUCCAAAAUCCUGAGUCUAUUUCUCAAUUUCGACCGAUAGGAUUAUGCAAUGUGGUUUAUAAAAUUGUUACUAAGCUUAUUGUUCUUCGGUUGCGUGGUCUCAUAGGUGAUCUCAUCUCCCCUCUUCAAACUAGCUUCAUUCCUGGUAGGAAGGGAAUUGACAAUGUUCUCAUCCUAAGGGAGUUUGUCUAUAGCUUUUCUAAAAAGAGAGGUAGAAUAGGUGAUAUGAUUAUCAAACUUGAUUUAGAAAAGGCCUAUGAUAGAACUUCUGAUAGCUUCGAACCUUCUAGGGGUCUUCGUCAAGGGGAUCCUCUUUCUCCUUAUUUAUUCAUGCUUUGUGUCGAGUUCCUCUCUAUGAAACUGCAAGCGAGUUUGAGUAAUGCCACAUAUCUUGAAAACUUGCUAGCUUUCUUUUGUCAAAGAUCUGGACAAAAGAUCAACCUAAGCAAAUCAAAGGUUCUUUUCUCCCAAAAUGUGUCUAUUGAGACUAAACUCAACAUUUGUGCCAAGCUUAAUAUCCCUGAAACCCAUUCGCUUGGUAAAUAUUUGGGGUUUCCUAUUUCCCCCAAAAGAUUAUCUAAAGCUGAUUGCUCCUUCAUUGUUGACAAAGUGAGAAGCAAGUUAACUGGUUGGAAAGCUAGUAUGCUGUCCAGAGCUGGUAGAGUCACUCUUGCCUCCUCGGUUUUAUCUGCCAUUCCUAACUAUUAUAUGCAGGGUGCUUACCUACUCGAGUCUAUCCAUAAGGAGUUGGACAGCCUUACCAGGCAAUUUAUUUGGGGGUCAACUGGUGAGAAAAGGAAAACCCAUCUUGUUUCUUGGGAUAGAAUUACUCAACCUAAGAAAUUGGGUGGUCUUGGCUUACGCUCCUCUAAAGAAGCUAACCAAGCUUUGAUGGCUAAAGUUCAAUGGAGAAUGAUCUCGGAGAAAGAUAGAUUGUGGUCUAAAGCAUUUUGUGAGAAAUAUAAAAUUCAAGACCCUAAAAGUAAUUUCAAAAAAGCAUCCCCUGUCAUGCAUAACAUUGCCAAAGGUAAUCACAUCCUUAUGAAGGGUGUUAAAUGGAUUCCACGUUCAGGUGACAAGGUAUUAUUUUGGACUGAUAUUUGGGUUGGUAAUAGACCUCUCACAGAUUUGUUGUUUGGUCCUUUUACUCUUGACAGCCUUAACCAAAAAGUUAAGGAUGUCUUCCUCCCUUUCGGUCAGUGGAAGUGGGAAAAGAUUGCUUAUUCUCUUCCAUUUGAACUUAAACAGCAAAUCAUGGCUAUCCCUAUGCAAACUGUUGCUCUAGGGCAGGAUGGUUAUUCUUGGGGUCCUUCACAUAAUGGUCUUUUUCAAGUUAAGUCUGCCUAUUGUGUGGCUAAGAGUAUUUCUUUUAGUCAAAAGGACUCUUGGACUUGGCAAGCCAAAGAGUUCAUUUACUCCAAGGCUAGAGAAUUUCAGCCUACUUGUAAUACACAUGUGGAAAAUCUUAACAAGGAGACCAUUCUUGUUAAUUGGUCCCCUCCUCCAGAGGGGUACAUCAAAUUAAAUUCUGAUGGUUCUGCUUUAACUAAUCCUGGCCAAACGGGGGCUGGAGGGGUUUUUAGGGAUCAUUUGGGUAACUGGCUGCUCGGUUUUAUGCGGAAUGUCGGUUAUUCUACUGCUCUGGCAGCUGAGCUUUGGGCCAUUAGAGAUGGAUUGAAACUGGCUGUGGAUAGGGGCUUCACAAAAAUUAUUGAUGUUGGUGUCUCAGCUCCAAGACGUGCAAAUUAAACACAUAUAUCGUGAAGCAAACAUGGUCGCUGACAAUCUAGCCAAAGCAGGAUGUAGUCUUACCUGUCCUUUUGUUAUUUUGGAUCAAUGUACUACUGAUGCUAGAAUGCUUUUGUACUCUGAUAUUAUAGGGAACCUAGUUCCCAGGUCUGUACCAACUAGCUAAUCUUUUAGGUUAUAUCCCCGAUUCAGUCCCUGAACUUUCAUUUUUGGACUUAAAAUAUCCUCAAACUAAAAAAAGUACUAAAAAAAUCCCUAAACUUCAAUUUUUGGAACCAUUUUGGUCCUUCCGUGGACGGAAGUGCCAGAUGGCACGUUAAGUUGCCACGAAAUCAAUUAUUGUUUGAAAUAUUUAAUUACAUGGAAAAUAACUUAUUAUCCACGUCAUUUUAAUUAAUUUAUAUAUUAAAAAAUUUAAAAUU
Messenger RNA from Rubroshorea leprosula, 4798 nucleotides. Lineage: Eukaryota; Viridiplantae; Streptophyta; Magnoliopsida; Malvales; Dipterocarpaceae. The record is from the annotation of a GenBank genome assembly.